GUUAAAUAUGGUGAUUAGAGUUAUUAGUUACGCGUCCCCUUAAACAGUCGUAAAAAGAUUCGGAAUAUUUUAAACCACUUAAAACCUCUGAUAUUUCCCUUCCUAAUGGAAAGCAAAAAUAAUGUACAAUUAUCGUCUUCAAAUUACAAAUACGUCAGCUGCUAAUCAAACAUAACCUUAAUGUUCCGCCAGUUUUUGUACUCUUGUAGAUCAAUCAGACCACGUAGUCUCACCACCAUCCUUUUUACAACAAGUAAAUAAGCUUGUCACCUCUUUAAAUACGGACGGUUUAAGAGUGUUUAAACUGGUUUUCAGUGGUUUCCGGUAAAUCUCCAAGAAGUUUAAGGAUAAAAUUCGGGGACAGUUUAAAACUCAAAAUGCCUGAUCCCUGGAGUUCAAAGGAAGACAAUUUCUUCAUCUCUCAAGCUAUCCUAAGCAUCGUGUUCGCCACGUCAGCUCUCGUUUCAAAUGUUUUCUUAAUGAUUACUGUAUGUCGAAAUACAAACUUGAAUCAGAGGAUUUGGCAAAUGCAUGCAACUUACUUCGUGGUAAACCUGAGCAUCUGCGACGUUCUGGCCGGUCUUAUUCCCGGAUACGGUGGCCUCUCUUACGAUAUCAAUAUUUUGAGAGGCCAGACGCGAGAAAGCCUCGUUGGCCUCAAAAGUUUAAUAACUUUUGCUGCUGUCAUGACAAAUAUCGUCUCAUCUGGCACCAUAGCUUUAAUGUCUUAUGAUCGUUGGUUAGCAGUUUCGUCUCCUCUGCAUUACAAAGCUCGGGUGACCAAAGCGAGGAUAAAAGCAGCCCUAGCUUUUAUCUGGAUUUAUUCCUUGAUAUUCUCUAGUCUUCCAUCGAUGGGAGUGGCAAUAUCUCUGUUCACUCUCCUUUACUGCCACCUUCACGUCUCGGUUCCUCUAAUAAUCUUGCCGGUGUUAUAUUGGAAAACAUUGCGAGCGCUUCGCCAGCACAACAAUCGAGUGCAUGAUGGAGCAGAUGAUAAUGGAAGGCAGAAAAUGGACACGGCCCACAGGAAUAGAGAGCGUAAAAUGGUGUCGGCAUUUCUCUUGAUUCUUGCUUUCUUUUACCUAUCUUUCGGCCCACAGUUUAUCGCUCAAAAUGUUCUCCUUUUUUACCCUGAUGCAAUAAAUCAAGAAAGUUUUCGUUUUUUCUUGUAUGCGUCUAACAAGUUUCUUUUAGUUAAUUGUUGUUUAAACCCCUUCAUCUACGCGUGGAGAAUUCCGACCUACAGGAGAGCUUUCAGAGAGAUUUUUAGAGGCUGCGUUCGGCUUCCGAGAAACAGUGUCCUUACAGUAAUGCAAAACGACGUCAACAAUUGAAGGGACCAUACAUACAACUGUGAUGGUCGAAGAGUUACCUCUACAAGGAAGACGUGUGUAGUUCAGCAGUAGAUAUCGAUUUACCAGAGGAAUUACCCGAAAGUAACAUGAAUUAGAAGCACUCGGGGAAAAGUAAGUAAAUUACGAACCGACGGUGACUGAAUCAUACACUCUGUUUUUGAGUUCUUCCUGGCGGCCUCAGUGCGUUUACGGAAGGUGCGGUGUAUUGUUUUUCGCACUAAAAUAGCUCUCGACUUACGGAUAGAAGAAACGAUAUGACCGACCUUAGAAUCCCAGUCGCUCUAACUACGUACGUUUUGAGUUUAUCAAAGUAAUUUAAAAAUUUUAUUUGCAAAAGUGAACAAGGAGGUACCCAAGUUAAUCUUUAAUACGUGGCCGAGUAAAUAACGCACUUGGGACUGGCACUUUCGUAUGGAUAUACCCCUUGUUUUAAACUUAGGGCCAAACCAGAAAGGCACACAGUAGAUUCUCUGAUUACGACCUUUGUAUGGCCCUUUUUUGGCGAAGGAACCGUUCUUGGCCUUGAUACGAGAAAACAAAACAAAUUUAUGUAGAUUGAAGAGUAAACACACUUAAAAAAGGGUGAUAACAUAACAAAAAAAUUUGAUUUAACUCAUUUAUUCCUGCAACAAUUACAACAUUUUCGGGUGCUAGUUGUUUCUUAGAAGAAUGGCAAAGGAUAUUCGGAGUUUUAGUUAGCCAAUCAGACCACGCCUUUAACGCUAUCCACUGUUUUAGUAUAUACUAAAAUCAUCUCAUUAUUAAAAGAUCAAAACUUUCA
This is a messenger RNA of Pocillopora damicornis (cauliflower coral), 2136 nucleotides long. Its product is annotated as adenosine receptor A3. Lineage: Eukaryota; Metazoa; Cnidaria; Anthozoa; Scleractinia; Pocilloporidae. Gene Ontology annotation, cellular component: plasma membrane. The record is from RefSeq and is a predicted model, not a curated record. Gene Ontology annotation, biological process: G protein-coupled receptor signaling pathway. Gene Ontology annotation, molecular function: G protein-coupled receptor activity.